Molecule: messenger RNA, 1932 nt
Organism: Apiotrichum porosum
Lineage: Eukaryota; Fungi; Basidiomycota; Tremellomycetes; Trichosporonales; Trichosporonaceae
Gene: URK1
Product: Uridine kinase
Exons: 16
Coding region: 1-1932 (643 amino acids)
Cellular component (GO): cytoplasm
Molecular function (GO): ATP binding; kinase activity
Source: RefSeq, a predicted model, not a curated record
AUGCCGUCGACGGUGCCCACCCCAGUGCAGUCUGCGGCUCCUCAGCUCCCCGAGGUCCCGGCCCAACGUGCCACCAACGUCGUCAUGGCGUCCCAUGGCCGUGGCCCAUGGUAUACCCCGGACGGCAAGAACAUUCCCGCCUACGUGAUCGGUAUCGCUGGUGGAAGCUCCAGUGGCAAGACCUCUGUUGCUCGCGCGAUCCUCAAGGCCCUCGACUACAUCCCCUCAGUCCUUAUCCUCAGCCAGGACGCGUUCUACAACUGGCACACCCAGGAGGAGAUUGACACUGCGUUCAGGAAUGACCUUGACUUUGACCACCCGGACGCGAUUGACAUGAAGCUCUUUGCAAAGUGCCUCGAUGACCUGAAGCACGGCCGCUCGACGGAGAUCCCUGUUUACUCUUUCGUCCACCACCAGCGCAUGCCCGAGAAGAAGUACCUCUAUGGCGCGAGCGUCAUCAUUGUGGAAGGUAUCAUGGCCCUUCAGGCUCCUGAGAUGCGUGAACUGUACGACCUCAAGGUGUUCGUUAACUGUGACUCGGACCUCAUGCUUGCCCGUCGUAUUCGCCGCGACACGGUUGAGCGUGGGCGCGACGUGAAUGGCAUUUUGGAUCAGUACCUUCGCUUUGUCAAGAGCAGCUACGACAACUUUGUGCAGCCCUCGUCCAAGUAUGCCGACAUUAUUGUGCCGGGUUACAACAACGACACAGCCGUUGACCUCAUCGUCACACACGCCAAGCGCCAGCUUGAAGCUCGCACUCUGAGUUUCCGUGGCAGGCUUGCCAGCCUCGAGGAUCUCGCCCCCGCGUGCAACGGCGAUGAGGAGAAGCACAUCACUCUGCUUCCUCAGACCAACCAGUUGACCGGUAUCAUGACAAUUCUGCGCGAUGCCACUACCACUCGUCCCGACUUCAUCUUCUACGCAGACCGCCUGUCCACUUUGAUUGUGGAGCACGCCCUCACCUUCCUACCUCACUCUCAGCGGGACAUUGUCACUGGCAAUGGUGUCCCAUUCACUGGCAUCGCCAAUUGCGACGACUCCAUCGUUGGCGUCUCCAUCCUCCGCUCCGGCGGCCCCUUCUCGCACGGUCUUCGCCGCGUGAUCCGAGACGUGCCCCUCGGAGCCAUGCUGAUUCAGUCGGACCCGCACACAGGCGAGCCACUGCUCCUCAACACCACUCUGCCGAUUGCCUUGCGCAGUGCCGAGACCGCGGCGGGCACUCACGUCUUCUUGCUCGACUCACAGAUGGGUACCGGCGCUGCUGCGUUGAUGGCCGUCCGCGUCCUGCUCGACCAUGGCGUCCCAGGUGAGUCUAGUGUUACCCGGUCGAGGAAGGGCAUGUUGGCAUGUUGUGGUGGAAAGCCAAGCUUGGCAAGCUUGGCGAGCGAUCUGCGACCCGGUUCGUCUAUUGUUCUCGUCUUGUCGCUCCUGCAUGCCCAGGAGGAUCCGAAGGCUUUGAGAGCUGCGAGACGGCCUUCGGUGGCGUCCGGAGGCGGAUUAUGGGGAAUGUUGCACGUGGGCAAUAACCCAAUCUGGCUGUGUGCCCAGAAUGUCGUGGGCAUGCACGGCGUGCGCGGCACCGUGCCGUGGUGGCCCAAACUGCAAAACUGGUUCAUGGCUGGCGGGCUCCGCGGUGUGUGCGGAGUAGAACCAAAUCACCUUCCUGGCCUUCCUCGUCUCCCGGCCGGCCGUGCACACCCUGCGCCGCGCCUUCCCACAAGUGCGCAUCGUCACGGCCGCGCUCGACAGCGAGCUCAAAGAGGUCCACCUGCCGCUCCUGGCCGGCACAGCGCCGAGGACGUGGACCCCGCGGGCGCGAGCGCGCGCAUGCGCCGGUCGGGCAGCGGCGAUGGCGGUGUGCCCAAGGAGAAGAUUGCGUGGGUCGUCAGGCCCGGUAUGGGCCACAUUGGUGACCGGUACUACCUCAACUAA